CAUUUCCUUUCAGUUUUUCCCAGCCAAACUCUCAGGUCUAGAGAAGGACUUUUUAUUUUUUUUGGUGUUUUUCUCUUCAACUCACAAACACCAUCUGAAGCAGCAAGAUUGCACUGAAUCCUGCCUCUCCAGUGCAAUGACCUCACUCCGCCUGUUUGCCUUGUUAUAUUCCCUCAUCGCCAUACAAGUCUGUUUUUCCAGCCAGUUGGAAGACAAUAAAAUCCCACCCAGUCUGUGCACUGGCCACCCUGGCAUCCCGGGCUCUCCUGGGGUUCAUGGCAGUCCCGGUCAGCCGGGAAGAGAUGGAAGAGAUGGGAGGGACGCUGCUCCGGGAGAGAAAGGCCAGAAGGGAGACAGGGGGGAUCCAGGUGAGACGGGGAUGCGAGGCCUAACUGGAGAUAAAGGUUACACUGGAGAAAAAGGGGAGAGGGGCCAGCCAGGAGAGUGUGCAGUGGCUCCUAAAUCAGCUUUCAGUGUCAAACUGUCUCAGGGUCAGUCUUUACCUCAAAAUGUUGGCGAUGCCGUCAUCUUUGACACAAUCCUCCUCAACGAACAGGGGGAUUACAACACAGAGACAGGACGCUUUACCUGCAAAGUCCCUGGAGUCUACUACUUUGCGGUGCACGCCACUGUGUAUCGCGCCAGCCUGCAGUUUGACCUGAUGAAGAACGGUCAUGCUGUGGCGUCUUACUUUCAGUUUUAUGGCAACUGGCCCAAACCGGCAUCUCUGUCUGGCGGCUCACUGCUGCACCUCGUCCCCAGCGACCAGGUGUGGGUCCAGGUGGCUCUUACAGAGUAUAAUGGGUUUUAUUCUAGCACCAAGACUGACAGCACUUUCACUGGCUUUCUUGUCUACUCAGACUGGAAAAACUCUGCUGUUUUUGCAUGAGGUGUCUGUAAAACAUUCAUAAAGCAAUCCCACAGAGGCAGAUGAAAAACAAACUCCUUUAGCCUUUCCUUUAUUGCUUUUUGUGGUUGAGGAGCUCUGUAUAAAGUUGAAGGAAUUAGCUGAAACAGCUGCAGUAUUUCUGUGUUUAACUUGUAUAUAUCUACAGAUGAUGUGUCAAAGACGCUGAAUAUUUCUGUUUGUUCUGAAUCUGCUAAACACUUCAAUUGGUGACAUUUAUUUCUUCUCACAGAUGUUGCACAUUGGCUUCUGGAUAGACGCCGGCCUUAGAUUCAAGUAGCUGUCAUGUCAUCGCUGCACUGUGUGCAGUGAAACAUUAAUAAAUCUGCAGACCACAUAAAAGCCUCUCAAAUUUUUGGCCAGAUUUUAGGGGAGAAAGUGAAAAAGGAAAAUAAUUUUCUGAGUCAUUUUAGUAUAACAUAAGCACAGCAGGUCUCUGAAUGCUUUUGUUUGCAAACUCAAACCUUUCCCGACUCCAAUCAGCAGAUUUCUCUGUCUGUUCUGGUUUAUUUCCAGAAUAUAAAACAAAAAGUUCAGCUUGACUUAAUAACAGAUAAUUCUUUACUCUUGUAACCUAACUAUAGGUUUCCACAAAUGUUUUCUGUUAUUCUGUUUUCUUUUUAUCAUAUUAUCAAGACUUCUCCAAUGUCCUUUCAUAUGGAAGACCUAGAGAGUCAUUGAAACAGGAAAAACAGCCACUUCAAAUGUAACAUUUAAAUCAUGCUAUUUGAAAAGAAUUUUCUAAUUGUAUUUUCUUCUAAUUGUAAGUUUUGUAUUUAUUAAUUUGCAGCACACUAAGGGUC
Molecule: messenger RNA, 1710 nt
Organism: Cyprinodon variegatus (sheepshead minnow)
Lineage: Eukaryota; Metazoa; Chordata; Actinopteri; Cyprinodontiformes; Cyprinodontidae
Gene: c1qtnf5
Product: C1q and tumor necrosis factor related protein 5
Exons: 3
Coding region: 137-889 (250 amino acids)
Molecular function (GO): protein binding
Source: RefSeq, a predicted model, not a curated record